Kwoniella shivajii is the source of this 288-nucleotide messenger RNA. RefSeq lists its product as uncharacterized. Lineage: Eukaryota; Fungi; Basidiomycota; Tremellomycetes; Tremellales; Cryptococcaceae. The transcript is spliced from 3 exons. Gene Ontology annotation, cellular component: mitochondrial inner membrane peptidase complex. The coding region runs from base 1 to 288 and encodes 95 amino acids. The record is from RefSeq and is a predicted model, not a curated record.
AUGUCUGCCUCAUCCCCAAACAUCAAUGACUCGUCGAUCAAAAUGGUGAAUAAGGACUCUCCGUGUAAAUUGUUCACUAUCACUCAGUAUCAAUGUACGCCUCUAGGAGGUAGAGUGACUUGUUGGCCGUUAGAAAGGAUUUUCAGACAAUGCGGUGAAGAUAAACCAGCUAUCGAAGUUACGAAUAGGUUGAGCUCAAAAACAGAUGAUGAUGAGUUGAUCGUAGAUCCGAAAUUCAUUCAAAAUCCACCCAAAGCUAGAAAUUGGAAUGAUUUCAAAGGUCCUUAG